Molecule: messenger RNA, 1701 nt
Organism: Cicer arietinum (chickpea)
Lineage: Eukaryota; Viridiplantae; Streptophyta; Magnoliopsida; Fabales; Fabaceae
Product: tryptophan synthase beta chain 1-like
Biological process (GO): L-tryptophan biosynthetic process
Cellular component (GO): cytoplasm
Molecular function (GO): tryptophan synthase activity
Source: RefSeq, a predicted model, not a curated record
UCGACAACACAGUAUGACCACAUGCAAAUUUCAAGGGGCAAUUGUUCGAAUAGAUAAUCAUAAAAAGGGAGGGCCCAAAGAGCGUGCCUCUAAGGGUCUUCAAACAGUGGUUACUAGACAUCAUUUUAAGGUUAAGGUCCCUCAAUUAACCACUACCUACACACCGUUGCCCAAAACACCCUUGAAAGACAAGGCUAAGGAAAUUAUUAUAGACACAAAUAGUACCAACUCUGCUGGAAAAUUUGGUAGAUUUGGAGGCAAGUUUGUACCCGAGACACUUAUACAGUGCUUGAACCAGCUUGAAGCUGAGUUCAAUAAUACCCUCCACGAUCAAGUUUUUCAGACAGAGCUAUCAACAACAUUAAGAGACUAUGUUGGCAGAGAGACACCAUUGUAUCAUGCUCAACGGUUGUCGGAGUAUUACAAAAGCAAAAACGGUGGCAUAGGAGCAGAGAUAUACUUAAAAAGAGAGGAUCUUAACCACAGUGGAUCUAACAAGAUGAAUAACGCUCUUGCACAAGUCAUGAUUGCCAAACGCAUUGGUCGAAAAAGUGUGGUUACAGCAACUGGUUCCGGAAAACACGGGCUUGCAACGGCUGCAGCAUGCGCAAAAUUCGGUUUAGAGUGCAUAGUCUUCAUGGCAGCCAAAGAUAAAGACAGAUAUUCCUCAAAUGUGCGGUUGAUGAAUCUGUUAGGAGCUCGGGUGGAAGUUGUGAAUGGAAGUUUCAAAGAUGCAUCAUCAGAGGCAUUUCGGUGUUGGGUGGGAGACAUAGAAAACAACUACCACUUGACAGGUUCAGCGGUGGGACCACACCCAUGUCCCACCAUGGUACGUGAGUUUCAGUCAGUAAUAGGAAAAGAAACAAGAAAACAAGCAUUGGAAAAAUGGGGUGGAAAACCAGAUGUUGUUGUUGCAUGUGUUGGGACAGGUUCAAAUGCUUUGGGUAUUUUCCAUGAGUUUAUACAAGACACUGAUGUGAGAUUGUUUGGAGUUGAAGGUGGUGGUUUGGGGUUAGAUAGUGGAAAACAUUCUUCCACGUUGGCCAAAGGUGAAGUGGGUGUUUAUCAUGGCUCUAUCACCUUUUUAUUGCAAGAUGAUUAUGGACAAAUUGUUCCACCACACUCCAUUGCAGCUGGGAUGGAGUGUCCAGGAGUUGGUCCAGAGUUAAGCUACCUAAAAGAAAGUGGGCGUGCCGAGUUCUUUGUUGCAACAGAUGAAGAAGCUCUUGAUGCGUAUGAGAGAUUAUGCAAAUUGGAGGGUAUAUUUCCAUCUCUAGAGGCCGCACAUGCAUUGGCAAUAUUAGAUAAGUUGGUUCCUACUUUAUCAAACAAAAAUGUGGUUGUAAAUUGUAGUGGGCGUGGAGAUAAUGACGAUGCAGCAAUAUUCUUCAAUACAUGUAUACCGCAAUAGCUUAUGAUAAAUCAACAUUGCUGGGAUGUUAUACUUAAGCACUAUGCUCAAGUUUUAUUAGAUAUAUAUUUUAAAUAAUGAGACAUUCAUUUUUAGAAGAAUCUAGAUAAAGUUAUUGUGGUAAAUCAUUAGUUAUAUUGUAAAAAAAAAAGGGGUAAUCAUUGGUUCAGUUUGUUACUUUUUUUAAUUAAAAAGUAUGUGAAUAUUAGUCUCUUUUAGUAUGUAUAUAUAUUAGUCAUUGGUUAUCAAGAGUGAAUAUUAGUCUCUUUUAGUAUGUAUAUAUAUUUUUU